AUGUCAGAGGUGUGUGCGCCCUCUGGGACCUCGCCCUGGGCAAAGAGCAAGGGAGUCUGGGACCCGCCGGGGCUGGGGACCGGGAUGGAGCCUGGGAAGGUUCCGGCGCGGAGCGCGGACAGAGUCUCGCCGACUGGGCGUGCAGGAGCCGGAGGGGUUGGCAUCCCCGCUCCCCAAAGCUGUGGCGACGCUGAGCAGAACCCGGGCCUUCGUCGCUGGCGAGGCCGAAGCCCACGUUGCCGUCGCCUGAUGCCAUCCCUAGGAGGGUUCUCCGUCUUGGAGCCACCAGACACGUGGAGUGGGAUUGUCACUUCACACGGAGGUGAGGAGAGCCACAGGAAACCAACAGAGGUGCGACUGGCGCCCCCUGCCGACAUUCGGACGAAGGACCGACUCACAGCGGCCAGAAGGGACAUAAUGAUUCUGGGGCAUGGGAGGACAGGAGGCUCUGGCGUCUCUUUUUUUGAGCCCCGUCCCCGUCCGGUGGAGAAUCGCGCCCCACCUGAUCAUGGCAGAAAUGCUAGCACCGCUGCUCAAGCCGGCUGCCCUUGCUCUCCCUGGGAUCCAGAGGACACCUUGAUGACCAGCCCACGUCCUUCCCCGAUGAUGCUUCCACAAGAUCUCCUGCUCUGUGGCGACACUGGGCACAGGUGGGCCAGCUGCGUGAAGCUCCUGUGACACAGCGCACACCGGAAAGGGCGCUCCCCGCUGUGCACGCGCAGGUGGACCUGGAAGAGAUCUCGCCAGCUGCCCAGAAGGCCCAGCAGGGCCCAGGCUCCACCCCAAUCUCCACCCACGCCCUGUGCGGGAGGCUUUGCUGGCGUCUGGGCCUCCAUCACCUCCCUCAUGAGCUAUGGCUUCCCAGGACGCUCUCAUUCUUUGGUCUGCCCUGUGAAGGAGAUUCCGGAAGACAUCUAAGGGGUACCCCAGGUAUUGCCUAGAGGAGCUCCCUAAAGUACAGUUCACAGGCCAACAGCAUUGUCAUGAGCCCGGGAGCAUGCCAAAAAUGCAGAGCCUAACCCUGCUGAGUCAUCACCUCUGAGGCUGGGGCCCGGGAAUCUGCAGGUUUGCUAGCCUGCUGGGUGGUUGGAGGCUUAAGGCUUAGGCAUCCCUUCCUCAGAGGUCCCAACGGAGCUGUUUCCCCAGUAGCCAUGCCUGCACAUAGCUGUGGUCUCUGAUAACAGCGGGGCCCACGGGCGGCCCCUGAUGGAGGACAUACAUGAUGGCACCUACAGCACCUGGCCUGGUUUGUGGGACCUCACUUGAAAAAAGUUUGUAAGACUGUGGUCUUGAUUCCACAAAACCUCCCCAUUCUCCCUUUCUCUGUGAUCUUCGAAAGCAAUAAAGAGGCUUAGCUGGGAUACCGUCUCGGAAAGAGCUCAACAGAUGAUGCCGAGAAACUGAAAUCCAAACUUGAACCCACUGAUAAGUCGAGGUUACCCUGGAAAAUUUCCAUCUACUGUGGGCCUUAGUUUUCCCACGUUUAGCUUAAAGAAGGUGAUCCCACAGACAAUCUUCCAGGAUGGAGGGAACUCCAAUGUGCUUCCUCUCCCCCUGCGCCCUUUUUAUUUUUUGAGACAGGAUCUUGCUGGGAAGCCCUGGCUGUCCUGGCAGUUGCUAUAGAUACCAAACUGGCCUCAAACCCACUGAGAUCUGCCUGCCCAUGCCUCCCAAGUGCUGGUAUUAAAGGCGUGCACCACCA
Meriones unguiculatus (Mongolian gerbil) is the source of this 1702-nucleotide messenger RNA. RefSeq lists its product as uncharacterized. The coding region runs from base 1 to 678 and encodes 225 amino acids. Lineage: Eukaryota; Metazoa; Chordata; Mammalia; Rodentia; Muridae. The transcript is spliced from 4 exons. The record is from RefSeq and is a predicted model, not a curated record.